Messenger RNA from Sorex fumeus (smoky shrew), 5797 nucleotides. It is a transcript of the gene ATAD5, whose product is annotated as ATPase family AAA domain containing 5. The transcript is spliced from 23 exons. Gene Ontology annotation, molecular function: DNA clamp unloader activity; ATP hydrolysis activity; ATP binding. Gene Ontology annotation, cellular component: nucleus. Lineage: Eukaryota; Metazoa; Chordata; Mammalia; Eulipotyphla; Soricidae. The coding region runs from base 1 to 5616 and encodes 1871 amino acids. The record is from RefSeq and is a predicted model, not a curated record.
AUGGUGGGCGUCCUGACCGUGGCGGCGGCGGCGGCGGCGGCGGCGGGGGACUACGAGAUGAAGGCAUGCAAAAAGCGAAGGAAAGAUGAUGACACACUUUCCUGCAAAACAAUUAGGGAAUAUUUAUCACCAGUAGGAAAGUCUGGGGACAGGAUUUUUUCUUCACCCAAAUCCAGUAAUAUUCUGGAUUAUUUUAGAAAGUCUUCCCCUACAAAUGAACAGACUCGAUCAGCAAAAGAAUGCAAGAUAAAUUCACACAUAACAUUGCCGGCUCACAGAGACAAAGAUUUGAAAACACCUUUGGAAAUGUUCUCAAAUACAGAGUUUAAAAGGAGAAGAAAAAGAGUUCAUCGGCAAAAUGAUAUUCAACCUAAAAAUGAAUUGCCAAUUGAAAUCCUCAGCGAUGAUAGCACGGAAGGUAGUUUAAAUCAUGACUUUGUGGAAAGUAGUACUUCGGUGUGCCUGUAUAACAAGCAUGUAGAAGAACUUGCAGAAUAUGUUGCAGAUAUUCCAAACCAGUCAAGCACUUCAAUCUCCAGAAGUUCUGAGAGUGUCAGUCCUAAAGAAAGGACCACAAAAAGUGCUUGCAAAAAAUUGAGAAAAAGAAAGCACAAGGAUAUAAUAGAGCUAUCUGAAAGUUUCCUUGGGGCAGAGGGACUCGGUCUUAAGAAAAAUGGUAAAGAGAGUGAACAGAGAAUGCUUUCCCCGACUAAGGAAAUUGACAGCACUGAAAUUUAUCUAAGCUCUGGUGAUAAUGUCACUGAAACGCCCCAAUUCAAUGAGAGGACCAUAACUGUUUCCUAUGAAGAAUUUUUAAAAAGUCAGACAGAAAUGCAAGAACAUAUACCAGAUUCUACAGUGUCAACUUGUAUCCAUUCUGAUGCCAUUGAAGAGGCAGUCAAAAGUGGUUGUACAAAUGAUAGGGAAGCCUGUGAAAUUUCCCAGCAAGUAUGCUCUAAAACAGUAACUGUUCUUGCACAAGUUCACCCUGUUCCCCCAAAAAAGACAGGGAAAAUACCUGCAAUUUUCUUGAAGCAAAAGCAGUUGGAAAUGGAAACUAGUCUGUCCGAUCCUGAAAAUGAACAGACAGUUCAGAAACGAAAAUCUAAUGUGGUUAUCCGGGAGGAAGAAUUAGAAUUGGCAGUAUUGGAAGCUGGAAGUUCUGAAGCUAUGAAACCAAAAUGUUCUCUAGAAGAAAGACAGCAGUUUAUGAAAGCAUUCAGGCAGCCAGGUUCAGAUGCCCUUAAAAAUGGAGGUAAAAAGACUGAUAAGCAGAGAGAGCUCUGUGAAAAAUCUUCAAGUGAGGACGGAGGGGACCAUAAUUCUAAAGUAAUUAUGGAAAAUCCCAGUGUACAAAUACUUUCAAAUAAUGACAGUUCACAGUCAUACCCUGAUAAAGGAAGUUUUUAUAAGGAGAAGAGUAAAACACUGAAGAAAAAGAAUAAGAAAAUGUUUAAUAUUGCUACUGCUUCAGGUGAAAAUAGAGAGGAAGAACUUCAAAAGAAAGAAACAACUUUUUUCUUUAAAGAUGAGCAAAAUCAAAAUAGACUUAGAAUGAGUUUAAGAAAAAAGAAAACAGAAGUUUCCCGAAACAGUGAAAGUCUUGCUGGCGAAGAUAAAGCCAAUGAUAAACCUUUGAAGAUGACUGCUUUCUGCAGCAAUAAAUCUAUAAGAAGAACCAGCACACCAAUUAAGGAUAAGACAAUACAUUCUAAAGUUCAAACUGAAGAUAGUUUGGUAAAUUAUUCCACUCCCAAAUCAACCAGAAGAAGAUCUUUGAGAAGUAGCAACAUAUCUGCAGUCCUUGGAGGUUCUGAAGAUGAACGAGAUGAUAGUCCUGUGAAGGCUUCCACUCCCAAAGCAGCCAGCUUAUCAGAAAAGCACAGCCUAUAUACAGCGGAACUAAUAAUGGUGUCCUCUGACUCAGAGAGCCCUAUUAGAAUGAAAUUUACCAGAAUUAGUACUCCAAAAAAAUCUAAGAAAAGAUCCAAGAAAUCUGAAGCAACAGAUGAAGAUUUCACUUCUCAGACUAGAAAGGUAAGCCUGGCUUCAAAAAAUGUAUCGAAAGCAAAACAACUGAUUGAAAAAGCAAAAGCCUUACACAAUAAUAGAUCAAAAGCUACUGAAGAAAUAGUGACACCUGUAAGGCGUUCAUCUAGACAUCAAAUGGUUCUUGAAAGGAAGAAAUCAUCAGAAACAGACGACUCUGUAAUAAUAAUAGAGUCAAGUCCUACUUCUUUAAAGCAUCCUGAGGAAAAUCAGAAGAAACUUCAGAAUCUGAAUGAUGUGCUAGGAAAAAAACUUAAGGGUCCUAAAAGUAUCCCUGGAAAAAUGAAAGUUGCUCCUUUAUUUGUAACCAGGAAGUCUCAAAAAACAGCUGAUCCUGUUCUUGGUUUUGAUGAAAACAGUCAAGAUACAUCUGAAAAAUCUCAGAAUUGUGACAUGCAGUUCAAAGCAAAGCGUGAUUUUCUGAUGAGUGGUCUGCCGGAUUUGUUGAAACGACAAAUUGCAAAGAAAGCUGCUGCACUAGAUGUGUAUGAAGCAGCAAGUACCAGUUUCCAGAGAGUUGUUCAUGUUCAACAAAAAGAGGAUGGAUGUCAUUUGUGGCAUUUGAAAUCACCCACUUGUCCUCUCUUAACUAAACUUAAGGAACAGAAUACAAAGAUAAUGGAUAUCUCAAAAUGUGUUAUGACUCUUGGUGAAUUUUCAACAUUGAAUUCAGAUUCAGAAAUUAAAAAGUCUGCUAUUAAGUUAAUGGGGAGAAAGAAAGACUUAACUGAAGAAAUUAGAAAUCUUUUGCUGGAAGAAAUUAGGUGGUCAAAUCCUGAAUUUCCUUUGAAGAAAUAUUUUUCUUUGCUACUGAAAAAAAGGGCUGAGCAUCAGGUACUUUCUGAGAGUCAUCUUAAACAAGACAAUUCACAUCCAGAGGAUGAUGUCAAAAAGAAAGAAACUAAAAGAAAAAGAGUGGGAACAGAAUGUCAUAAGUCAAAAAGAAAGAAACCAAAUGAGUGUUCAGAAAGUCCAAAAAUGGUAAACGGGAAGCCAGAAGAACUUAACAAAAGAAACUUCUCUGCUGGGACAAAAUUUGAUUCUUCCAAAGAUCUGUCCUCUAAAACAUUCAGGAAGAAGGAUUCAGCUUUGAACAUAACAUGUAAAGUGGAAACAGAAGCAGUAGAAGAUUCUGAUGUUCUGAUAAUAGAUGACGAAAGCUCUAUCUCAGAAGUGUCUUCUGUUUCUGAUUCUGGACCUGAAGAUAUCCUUUGGACAGAAAAAUAUCAACCUCAGAACUCCAGUGAACUCAUAGGCAAUGAGCUAGCUAUAAAAAAAUUACACAGUUGGCUGAAGGACUGGAAAAGAAGAGCUGAAUUGGAAGAAAGACAAAAUUUGAAGGGAAGAAGGGAGGAAAAACAGGAAGAUCUGUCAGAUGCGGAUUUUAAAGGCAGCUCAGAUGACGAAGACACCCGCCUGUGCAACACCAUGCUUAUAACAGGGCCGACCGGGGUGGGGAAGACAGCUGCGGUGUACGCAUGUGCUCAGGAGCUGGGAUUCAAGAUAUUUGAAGUGAAUGCUUCUUCUCAGCGCAAUGGUAGGCAAAUUCUGUCUCAACUGAAGGAAGCUACCCAGUCCCAUCAAGUGGACAAGCAAGGUGUCAAUUCACAAAAGCCUUGUAUUUUUAAUAACUACAACCUAGGCAAGUCACCAAAAAAAUUAAAUUCUCCUCGGAAAGUUGUUACCUCACCAAGGAAACUUCCUCCCUCAUCACCAAAAAGCAGUGGAGCAAAGCGAGCACUUCCCAAAACUUUGGCAAAUUAUUUUAAAGUAUCUUCCAAGACGAAAAAUAAUGAAGCACUUCUGGAAAAAAAUAAAGGAAUCACAAAUUCUUUUGAACAGAAACAAAUUUUUCAGACUAGUUCUACAAACACAACAAACUCAAAUGUCAAAGAAUUUGGAGCAGAGGAACUCAACAGGAAAAAUGCAACGUCUCUUAUUCUUUUUGAGGAGGUUGAUGUCAUUUUUGAAGAAGAUGCUGGGUUUUUGAAUGCAAUCAAAACAUUCAUGGCAACCACUAAGAGGCCUGUCAUCCUUACUACAAGUGAUCCAACAUUUAAAUUAAUGUUUGAUGGCUAUUUUGAAGAAAUUAAUUUCAGCACUCCUUCAUUGCUUAAUGUUGCCAGCUACCUACAGAUGAUUUGCUUGACUGAAAAUUUUAGAACAGAUGUAAAAGACUUUGUUACGUUUUUAACUGCGAAUACUUGUGAUAUAAGAAAAAGUAUCCUCUACUUACAAUUCUGGAUCAGAAGUGGAGGUGGAUUUUUUGAAGAAAGACCACUAUUUCUUUGUCGAGAAAAUACAAAUGUACAGCUUGUUUGCUCCAACGAUGACCCUUUUUCUAAAAAUAACUCUAAAAAUAGUCAGAGGACUCCUUCAGACCUUCCUAAAUGUGCCACAGGCUGUGCUGAAACUGUGUUUGGCCUGAAGAACAUCUUUUCCCCAUCUGAAGACUUGUUUUCAUUUUUAAAGCACACAGUUAGAACAAAGGAAGAAUGGCAUAAAUUCAUCCAGCUUCUUACAGAAUUCCAAAUACAGAAAGUAGAUUUCUUACAUAGUAAUCUUGAGUUCAUUCUACCUUUACCUGUUGGUAUCAUUCCUGAAUUGGAAAACCUUUCUGGUCCUUCAGUAAAUGUGGACACCAGUGCAGCAACGAAUAAUGCAAAAUGUCUUGCAAGGAAGCAUACUGAAGAGGGACAGCUAUCGAAAAAAACGCAGAAAAAGAAACAUAAGAAAAAGAUCAUAACUUUGGAUGAUAGUGACUUAAUUGACACAGGAUUGGAUUUUUCUGAUGAACUGAGCAGCAUAACCCCUGCCUGCAAUUCAGAAGAGAACGAAGCCCAAGACAAGGAAAGCAAUCCAGAGACAAAGAAACAGAACAAAUCUUUAGAGUUGAAUAUGGAAUCACUUCCUUGUCCUCCUAAAACAGUGGCAGAAAAAAGAAGUUCUGCCCUUGUUUCGCACUGUUUAAAUUCUCUCACUGAGUUUAUGGAUAAUAUGUCCUUCUUAGAUGCCCUUUUGACUGAUGUAAGGGAACAGAAGGAAUUUGGUAAAGAUGACUUUAGCUGGACAAAUGGAAAGGUUAAAAGUGGCCUUUGUGAUGAGUGCAGGCUUGAGAAAAAUGAUGGGUGGACUUCUCAAAACUCUGGGGAAUUAAAAGCAGCUGUACAAGCUCUCAGCUUUACCAAAUGUUCUUCUACUCUUUCAAAAGCACUAGAAACCUUGAAUGCUUGCAAGAAAUUAGGAAGUGAUCCAACUGAAGAUCUUACAAGUUAUGUUUCUCAAAAGCGGAACAAUGUGUAUUUCAACCAUUCAGCAGCUAAUUUAGACAACGCUUGGAAGAGAAUAGCUGUCAUUAAAAGUGUAUUUUCUAGCCGAUCUCUUCUGAACCUGGGUAAUAGACAAGCUAGUGUAACUGACUAUUUGCCAACUCUUCGAAACAUUUGUCAGACUGAGAAGCUGAAAGAACAAGGCAAAAGUAAAAGAAGGUUUCUGCACUAUCUUGAAGGAAUUCAUCUUAACCUUUCAAAAGAGACUUUGAAUACCCUGGCAGCUGGCUUUCCUUAAUAAUUUUACAUUAAUAAUGCCUUGUACAGAUUAUGAUGUUUUAUACAUUUUUAUAUUGAUUUUCAUGGGGGAGUUUUAAUUUCUCAAUGUACAUUUAAAACAGACUAUAUUUUUAUUAGUAUGCAAGUAUUUAAAUGAAAAAAUUGAAUUACAUAUUGUAUUUAUUAUUGUGUUUUAGUGU